This is a messenger RNA of Symbiodinium necroappetens, 1368 nucleotides long. The record is from the annotation of a GenBank genome assembly. Lineage: Eukaryota; Dinophyceae; Suessiales; Symbiodiniaceae.
GCCUCAAGCUCCGGCUGGGGCUGGGGAGGAAGCGCUGCGCUCAAGGCCAUCACCAGCGAUGGGCCUUUGCGCACUUCGGAGCAGGAUUUGCAGGCCUUGGCCUCGCAGCCCAUGCAGCAGGUCCUGGAUUUGGGGCACAUCGCCCGAGAGGUGCCGCAGAACUUGCCCACGGGCGACCUGCCCUUCGACAUCGCCGGGCACCCCGCGGUGCGCCACACCGUGGCCAAGCGCCUACUGGACCGGAUGCAGGCGGAGAUGAAGCGCUUCGCGGAGAUGCAGAAGGACACCCCGGCUCCUCGCGUGCGGGAGCUCAGCGAGGCCGAGCUGCGGAAGCUGGCGGCCGGGAACCAGGAGGCCGCGGAUGCUGCGGAGAGGGCCCUCAGCAACAUCAUCAAGUGUAUCUCAGACAUGAAGGCGGCAGAUGCGGCCUUUGUGGAUUCGGCUUUCAAAGAGCUCCUGAAGCGGGGCAACGCCAUCGAGAUCUCGGAGGAAGGGGUGGCCAAAGCCUCGAACGGUGGGGCGCGGGCGGCCACGGACGCCAACAUGGCGCGGCUGAAGCACUGGCUGCUGCGAGUCUCGGGGCACGAGUCGGAGGCCUGGUUGCAGCGGGCCUGCCGUUCCUUGCUGUCCUCAUCGGCAACAACGGAUUGGCAAAGGAUCAACCCGUUCCUCACAGACAGCGAGGUGAGGGACAUCCUGCAGCUGACGGCCCAUGCGAUGCUCCGUGCCGUGCGAGUGGUCCUGGCCAACGGCUCCUUGGCAGAGGCUCGUGACUUGCAGAAGAUGCUUACAAAGGCCAUCAGCACCGUUAAGGAGACCGGCAAGCUUCCCAACGACGUCCGCGUGGGCCUCGCCGAGAAGGGCGAGGUCCUGGCGCGCCGAAUCGACGCCCGGCGCCACUACGUCUCCGAGACCUUGUCCUACGACCCCCACUUCUUGGUCUUUGAGUUCUCGGACAACAAGAUGCUCCACGGCCGGCAGGUGGCGAUCAUCUCGGACUUCCAGCGCACCGUGGAGGGCGGUGAGAGCGGCGUGAAGCAGAUGAUCAUGGGAGCCGGGAAGACGACGGUCGUCAGCCCACUCUUGUCUAUGCUCUUGGCCAAUGGCAAGCGCCUGGUCAGUCUGGUGGUUCCCUCGGCCUUGCUUGAGUUCUGCCGUGGCGUGCUGAUGGCGGUGUUCUCCUCCAUCAUCCAGAAGCGAAUCUGCAUGUUCCACUGUGACCGCUCCGAGGAUGUGGACAUUGCCAUCUGUGACCGGAUUGAGGCCGUUCGCAACGAAGGCCACAUCCUUCUGACCAAGCCAACAGACGUCAAGAGCCUGAUCUUGCGAUUCGUCGAGAGCCUCGGGCAUGCAGUCAUAUCACAAGCA